Molecule: messenger RNA, 8289 nt
Organism: Osmerus eperlanus (European smelt)
Lineage: Eukaryota; Metazoa; Chordata; Actinopteri; Osmeriformes; Osmeridae
Product: triple functional domain protein-like
Exons: 35
Coding region: 229-5634 (1801 amino acids)
Biological process (GO): protein phosphorylation; axon guidance
Cellular component (GO): extrinsic component of membrane; cytoplasm
Molecular function (GO): ATP binding; protein binding; protein kinase activity
Source: RefSeq, a predicted model, not a curated record
CUACUCUCCUUUCGGUUCCUCUCGGAGGAAGCACCGGCGGCCGGCUGUUCAUUUGUAUUACCCAAGAUGGAGGUUUGCUGAUGGCUCUUACAUGUAGGAGAGAUUCUAUCCGUUCGUGUGUCUUUGCUGACGAUUUUAUUUGGACAGAACAAAUAUUGGUCGUCCUGACACACUGAGAGGAAUACAGAUCUACAUUGGGAAUUUGGCUCCCAUUCCAGGUUGGCAACCAUGAGCUCUGGGGAAGGAGCGGAGGACCCGUCAAAGGACGCUGCCGACAUAACGGCGUUCUUUAAGACUGAUUGUUCCCUCCCGAAAGAGCCAAAAGGAGAUGUGUCGAGUCAGAUAGCAGGUUUUCGCAGAAAUGAAGAGAUGAGAGCGAUGGAGGUGUUGCCUAUUCUAAAAGAGAAAGUUGCCUUUCUAUCAGGGGGCAGAGACAGGAGAGGAGGUCCAGUGUUAACGUUCCCGUCACGUAGCAACCAUGACAGGAUACGACAGGAGGAUCUCCGACGACUCAUAGCAUACCUCGCUGGGAUCCCCAGUGAGGAGGUGUGCAAGCAUGGCUUCACCGUCAUCGUGGACAUGCGGGGCUCCAAGUGGGACAGCAUCAAGCCUCUUCUGAAGAUCCUGCAGGAGUCGUUCCCCAGCUGCAUCCACGUCGCACUCAUCAUCAAACCAGACAACUUCUGGCAGAAGCAGAGAACAAACUUUGGCAGUUCCAAGUUUGAGUUUGAGACGACCAUGGUGUCACUGGAGGGUCUUACCAAGGUGGUAGACCCCUCCCAGCUGACAGCAGACUUCGAAGGCAGCCUGGACUACAACCACGAAGAGUGGAUCGAGGUGCGGGUGGCGUUUGAGGAGUUCUCGGGCCAUGCGGGCCACAUGCUGGGCCGCCUGGAGGAGAUGCAGGAGACCGUGUCCAGGAAGGACUUCCCCCAGGACCUGGACGGAGCCCGCAAGAUGAUCGAGGAGCACGCCGCGCUCAAGAAGAAGGUCAUCAAGGCCCCCAUCGAGGAGCUGGACGCCGAGGGCCAGAGGCUCCUGCAGCGCAUCCAGAGCAGCGAGUCGUACUCCAACCGGAACGGCGGGGGCGUGUGCAACGCCGACACGCAGGGCCUGGUGCCUCGCGUCAGCGCCCUGCUGGACAAGCUGCACGCCACGCGGCAGCACCUGCACCAGGCCUGGCACGUCAGGAAGCUGCAGCUGGACCAGUGCUUCCAGCUACGCCUCUUCGAACAGGACGCCGAGAAGAUGUUUGACUGGAUCAUGCACAAUAAGGGCCUGUUCCUGGCUGGCUACACGGAGAUUGGGAACAAUCACCCCCACGCCAUGGAGCUGCAGACACAACACAACCACUUUGCUAUGAACUGCAUGAACGUGUACGUGAACAUCAACAGGAUCAUGUCUGUGGGGAACCGUCUUCUUGAGUCUGGUCACUACGCCUCGCAGCAGAUCAAGCAGAUCUCCGGGCAGCUGGAGCAGGAGUGGAAGGCCUUCGCCGCCGCGCUGGACGAGCGCAGCACCCUGCUGGAGAUGUCGGCCACCUUCCACCAGAAAUGCGACCAGUACAUGAGUAACGUGGACUCGUGGUGCAAGGCGUGCGGGGAGGUGGAGCUUCCGUCCGAGCUGCAGGACCUCGAGGACGCCAUCCACCACCACCAGGGCCUGUACGAACACAUCACGGCCGCCUACGGCGAGGUCAGCCAGGAUGGCAAAGCCUUACUGGACAAGCUCCAGCGCCCCCUGACCCCGGGCGGGGCCGACUCGCUCACGGCCUCGGCCAACUACUCCAAGGCGGUCCACCACGUGCUGGACGUCAUCCACGAGGUGCUGCACCACCAGCGGCAGCUGGAGAACAAGGGCACACAAGCCACACCCACAGCCACACCCACACCCUAUAUGGGGGAAUAUCUGGAUGGGCAGCACAGCAAGGACCUCCUCUCGUCUGUCCGUCCGUCCGUCCAGCUCCGAGACCCCCAGCGCGGCGAGCUGGUGAACGCCAUCGAGGAGCUGGUCAAGAGCAAAAUGGCUCUGGAGGACAGGCCCAGCUCUCUCUCAGUGGAACAGGGGGACAGCAGCUCUCCCUCCUUCAACCCGUCGGACAACUCCCUCCUCUCCUCCUCCUCCCCCAUCGACGAGAUGGAGGAACGCAAGACUGGCUUUCUAAAGAGACGCCAUUAUGUGUUGCUGGAGCUGGUGGAGACGGAGAGGGACUACGUCAGAGACCUGGGCCUGGUUGUAGAGGGCUACAUGACCCGGAUGAAGGAAGAAGGGGUUCCAGAUGACAUGAAGGGGAAAGACAAGAUCGUCUUUGGCAACAUCCAUCAGAUCUUCGACUGGCACCGAGAUUUCUUCCUGGGGGAGCUGGAGAAGUGUCUGGAGGACCCAGACAGACUGGGCUGUCUGUUUGUCAAACAGGAGCGAAGGCUACACAUGUACAUAGUGUACUGUCAGAACAAGCCCAAGUCAGAGCACAUCGUCUCCGAAUACAUUGACACCUACUUCGAGGAGCUGAAGCAGCGACUGAAUCACCGCCUGCAGAUUACCGACCUGCUGAUCAAGCCGGUCCAGAGGAUCAUGAAGUACCAGCUGCUGCUGAAGGAUUUCCUCAAGUUCUCCAAAAAGGCCGGGCUGGAGUCUGCAGAGUUGGACAAAGCCGUGGAGGUCAUGUGCAUCGUGCCCAAACGCUGCAACGACAUGAUGAACGUGGGCCGCCUCCAAGGAUUCGACGGUAAGAUCGUGGCCCAGGGGCGUCUCCUGCUCCAGGACACCUUCCUGGUGUUGGACCCAGAGGGGAGCCUGCUGGGGAGGAUGAAGGAGAGGAGGGUCUUCCUCUUCGAGCAGAUGGUGAUCUUCAGCGAGCCCCUGGACAAGAAGAGGGGCUUCUCCAUGCCUGGCUUUCUUUAUAAGAACGGCAUCAAGGUGAGCUGUCUGGGCAUGGAGGAGAGCGUGGACAGCGACCCCUGUACCUUCACCCUGACCUCUCGCUCGACCAAUAGCAGCACGGAGACGUUUGUGCUCCACUCCUCCCACCCGGGAGUGCAUCAGGUGUGGACCCUGCAGAUCAGCCAGAUCCUGGAGAGCCAGCGCAACUUCCUCAACGCUCUGACCUCCCCCAUCGAGUACCAGAGGAACCAUGUGGGGGCCAGCAGCGGGGUGUGCGUGCCCAGCGCAGGCGCUCCGCCUGGGGGCAGCGGAGGCCCCGGCGUGGCCCCUGGAGUAGCGGGCCCCCAGGGGGGCUCCAUCCCCGUCCCCCAGGGGGGCUCUCGCUCACGGCCCUCCCGGAUCCCCCAGCCCUCCCGCCUGCCCCAGCCCCUGCGCCACCAGCCCGGGGGCCCUGACCCCGAGGGCCCCAACAAGAUGUCAGGUUUGUCCCCUCGCCCGGUCCCUCCCCCCCUGCUCCCAGCUCCAGCCCUGGCUGAGCCCGCCGACCAGGCCCCCGGGGUGGGGAAGGGCCAGAGGGGGGUGAGGGUCCAGGGGGGCAGCCCCCAGGGCAAGCGCCCCAGCCUGGCUCCAGACGACCAGGCACAGCCCCCGGCCCCCACAACCCCCGUUCCUGCCGUGGCCCCUAUCCCCCGCGCCACGGUGGGUCCUCUCCCCAUACCCACCACGCCCAAACCUCGGCCCGGCGCCACCGUCUCCCCCAUGGCCUCCCCCAUGGCCACCCCUGCGUUUGGCAAGGAGGCCCUCUCACUUCCCCCUCCGAGCCCGGGCCCCAAGUCUGGCUUGGGCUCCUCAUUCUGGAGCUCCAUGCCCAGCUCCCCAGCCAGCCGGCCUGGCUCCUUCACCUUCCCUGGAGAGACUGGGGACAGUCCUGCCCGACAGAACCACAACCACACCCAGGCUGGGUCAGGCUCGGGGCCGGGGCCGGGGUCUCAAACUCACAGACACUCCACGCACAGCAAGGAGGCCGACCGCAUGAGCACGUGCUCGUCCACCAGCGAGCAGUCCAUCCAGUCCACCCAGAGUAACGGGAGUGAAAGCAGCAGCAGCAGUAGCGUGGCCACCAUGCUGGUGACCCAGGACUACGUGGCGUUGAAGGAGGAUGAGAUCAGCGUGCUCCAGGGGGAGGUGGUCCAGAUCCUGGCCAGCAACCAGCAGAACAUGUUCCUGGUGUUCCGCGCCGCCACCGAGCAGGGCCCGGCCGCCGAGGGCUGGAUCCCCGGCUACGUUCUGGGACACACCUCCGCCAUCACCCCCGACUGUCCCGACGGAACCAUCAGGAAGUCGUCGUCCUGGCACACGUCCCUGCGCAUCCGCAAGAAGUCCGAGAAGAAGGAGAAGGAUGGAAAGAAGGAGACCAAGCUGGAAAACGGUUACAGGAAGUCCAGAGAUGGCCUACCCAAUAAGGUUUCAGUAAAGCUUCUAAACCCAAACUACAUCUAUGAUGUCGCCCCAGAGUUCCUGCUGCCCCUGAGUGACGUGACGUGUGACAACGGAGAGAGUGUCACCCUCAGGUGUAAGGUGUGUGGGCGCCCCAAAGCCACCGUUACCUGGAAAGGACCCAACCAGAGCACCCUGUCCAACAAUGGACACUUCAGCAUAGCCUACAGUGAGACAGGCGAAGCGACCCUGAGGAUAGUGGGCGUGGCCUCUGAGGAUGACGGCGUUUACACCUGCGUCGCCACGAACGACCUAGGCAGCGUGACAUCAUCAGCCAGCCUCAGAGUACUAGCUGUGUCCAGUGACGGGGUCAGGGUGAGCUGGAAGGACAACUUUGACGCCCACUACACAGAGGUGGCUGAACUGGGCAGGGGCCGGUUCUCCGUGGUCAAGCGUUGUGACCACGUGGGGACCAAGCGCACGGUGGCGGUCAAGCUGGUCAACAAGAAGCUGAUGAGGAGGGACCAGGUGACCCAGGAGGUCAGCCUCCUCCAGAGGCUCCAACACACACACCUGGUCGGCCUCGCAGACACGUACGAGACCUCCAGCAGCUACGCUCUGGUCCUGGAGAUGGUCGACCAGGGCCGUCUCCUGGACUACGUGGUGAGCUGGGGGAGCCUCACUGAGGAGAAGGUGGCUUGUUACCUGCGAGACAUUCUAGAAGCUCUACAUUACCUUCACAACUGCAGAGUGGUACAUCUGGAUGUGAAGCCUGAGAACCUACUGGUGGCCCACACUCCUGCCGGCCAGCCUACGGUCAAGCUAACUGACUUCGGGGACGCGGUCCAGCUCAACAGUGCCCACUACGUGCACCCUCUCCUGGGUAGUCCCGAGUUCGCCUCCCCCGAGCUGGUCCUGGGGGAGCCCGUCUCCCUGACCUCCGACCUGUGGAGCCUGGGGGUGGUCACCUACGUGCUGCUGAGCGGCGCCUCGCCCUUCCUGGACGAGAGCGCCGAGGAGACCUGCCUGAACAUCUGCCGGCUGGACUUCAGCUUCCCCCGGGACUACUUCCAGGGCGUGAGCCAGGCGGCCCGGGACUUUGUGUGCCUGCUGCUGAGGAGCGACCCUGGCAGACGCCCGCCGGCUGGGCUCUGCCUCCAGGAGGCCUGGGUCCAGGCGGGGGCCGGGGGGGAGGGCUUCCUGGACACGUCCCGCCUCGUGUCCUUCAUCGACCGCAGGAAGCACCAGACGGACGCCAGGCCCAUCGGAGGGGUACACAGCUUCCUGCAGAGCCGUCUCCAGCCUCGAGUCUGAAGGGGGCCCGGGAGGAGGCCCAAUUCCAAACCAAAAAAACCUAAACCCUCUGCUGCCCUCUCAGCUACUGCAAGGCUGUGGGGGAGAGUGGACGGUGUCGGAUGCCUUCGCAUACGGCUGGAGGAGUAAGGGAGGGCGUCUGUUGGUUUGGAACUGGGCACCUGAAGACGAGACGGAGAAGAACAAAAAAAUGAAGUGUGCUGAUCUCAUCCUCUUCCACAUGGACUGUGGAGAAUCAAUCAUGUAGUCCUUUCGCCAAUGGUAGGGCCUGUUUCAGGUCCUAAGCCAAUCUGAGUGCUGGAAGGAACAGUCCUCAGCCAAUCAACACAAGGAUGGAAUGUCCUUACCAGUCUACUGCUGCUUGCUGGUUUCAACUCAAAACACAUUUUCUACGAGGGGGGUGGAUGGGUGGGGGUGGGGGGUGGGGGGGGCUAAAACAGUCCAAAUGGAUAACUUAAAACCGAGCGUCAGUCGAUCAACAGAACCUCAUGAUCGAGCCAGAUGUAACUGCACAAAGGAGCAGAGAUUUCAGGAGAAAGCGAUGCUAACAGAGCUAGCGUUAGCGACACCGCAGAGCGUCUCCCGCUCCUCUUGUUGCUAGGGAGAGCGAGACAUUCUGUUUCAGACCUUUUACACAAUGUUACUCAAAGACUUUUGAGAAACACCCCUUUCUUAAAGAUACUAUGUAAAGGAUAGAUGAUGAUGUCCAUAACUUUUCAAGAACACGUUUGGGAAAUAAAAUCUAAUAAUAAAAAAAAAAUAAAAAAAAUAAGAUUCGAGAAAAUCCUCGUCAGUUGAAAGUUGCUGUGCUACAUUGGACGCUGUAGGAACCCAGUUCUGGAGAUCCGCUUCCUGUAAUUGAGGUCCUCAAAGCAGUUGAGACAUUUUUACGUCCAAUCAGAGCUUUUUGAUUGCUGCGCUCAUGUACCUAGCUCUAAUCUUAAGAAACCAUGAUAACCAUGUUGCAAGUAACAAUACAGAUUCUAACUGCUGCACUGUCCGAUCUCUUCAAACAAACAAUAGACAAAUAAUUCAUUGUUGCUUUUACCAGAACAAAUUGUGUUGUGCAGAUUUAAGAUGUUUAAGCCUUACUUUGUAUAUAGACUCAAACUGCCUUCUGUCCCUCAUAUUCAAAAUGGCUGCCUGCUUUUAAGUGACGUCAUAGGAGGCAGGACAAAGGAAUCCUGCAGAUGUAAAUGUUGAUUGUCAUUGGGCAUCGGAGCCUGAGUGACGGCAGAGACAGCCUAUCAGAGGCUGGAGGAACGAGGACGCAGUAGAAGACAGAAAACUGUAAAUGCACUCACUGUAUGUUAUGUUUCUGAUUCUUAUCAUGUGCAAUGUUGCGGCUUUAACAUUUUAUGCAACUAUUUAUGAAGACAUCUGUUGUAUCUGUAAUAAAUAUAGAGAAAAGCAUGUACUUGGUACUGCAAGAUCUGCUGGUAGUGGUGUUUAUUUGACCUUAUUGGAGUAUUAUUGACUUCCCAGGUAAAUGUUUGGGCUCUGAAGUCACCUGGCACUUAUGACUAGAUAUUUGAUUUGUCACUUUUUUUUGGUUCUUUAUGUACAGUAGUUACUGGUAUACCAAAGUUGUUCCAGCUUUACCUAGACUAUUGUUUUCUUGAUGACAUUUCACAUUAUUAAGUUAAACAUAUUAUACAUGUUUUAACCUUAUUAUGGGAUGUUUACACUUGUUUUACUAGGCUUUAUGUUGUGUUUUAUGUGUGAGACUGCUAUGGCCAGCUUCACUUUAGACUAUCAAACACACCCAUGAUUGGAAUCUCUAAAAUCACUAGGGUGUUCCUGAUAUAGUUUCCUGGCAUUAAAAAAUAUAUUGCUGUUAUCUUUUAGUGUUCAUUAAUUGAAUUUAUAACCACAUCAAUUGUUAACUGUAAAUAUGUAUUGCAUAUUGUAGGUGUUUCAUGAUUGGGAUGAUACAUUUUGCCAAACAUUAUUUUGUCAGAAAUUACCGAAAUUCCACAUACUGCACUCUACUUUGUGUCUCCAAUAGCAAGCUCACUACAUGGUUAAUGUGGUGUCAUUUAAGGUUUACCCCAGUUGAUGUUGUUACUCAUCAACAUGCAGAGAAAAAAACAAGACGUUUGACACUUUUAAUUCGCUUCCUCGUUCUCAAAAGGGAGACAGGGAUGUGCUUACCGUACGUAGAAAGGUCAGUCAUGUGCUGCACCCAUAGUCAACACAACUAGAUCUGACUAGAAUGUAUUGUUGAACUGUUGUUCUGGGGAGUGUUGCUACCAACUCAUAAGAAGAUGAUGCUGCCAAACAGGUUCGGUUGCCAGAGAGGAAGAUGGAUGUUAAGUCAAAGCUGUACAGUCCCAAACCAUGCCCUUGUAUUUAUUUGUAAUUUAAUCUCUGUAAAGUUGUACAAACGCCAUCAAAUCAAGCAAACUUGGACUGGAUCAUUUUUGUCAGUCAUGUUUUUUUUGUCCGUUAUUGUCUUGUCCAUGUCUUUGUUCCCAUUGCAUCAUAUUUUAUACAUAUGUGUAAUUGUUUACCGUGGUUUUAUUAAUUUUUCGCUUUGUUUUUUUUAUCUUUGCAUGUAGAUUCUUUUGUACAGACCAUAAUUAUCCAAGUGAUUUUCUGUAAAUAUUUUCAUUAUUUUGCCAUCAGUUACUUAAAAAUAAACUUACUGAACAU